This is a messenger RNA of Nannospalax galili (Upper Galilee mountains blind mole rat), 7272 nucleotides long. It is a transcript of the gene Numa1, whose product is annotated as nuclear mitotic apparatus protein 1. Gene Ontology annotation, cellular component: spindle microtubule; spindle pole; centrosome. The record is from RefSeq and is a predicted model, not a curated record. Bases 202 to 6555 code for a protein of 2117 amino acids. The transcript has 26 exons. Gene Ontology annotation, biological process: establishment of mitotic spindle orientation. Gene Ontology annotation, molecular function: microtubule binding. NCBI's taxonomy places the organism in Eukaryota, Metazoa, Chordata, Mammalia, Rodentia, Spalacidae.
UGGCUGUCAGCCAGGAAGAUCGCUCCUGCCAGGCUGACUGAGGAGAAACCCAACAACUUUUCUUUUGUGUGUGGGGUUACUUUCCACUGCCCCCUCCCUUCUGUCCUUUCAAGAUUUAAAUGCUAAUGACGGAUUAAAACCUGUAGAUACGUUUGGCUUUGGGAGUCCGGUACGUUGGGGUGACUGACUGGGAUCACCAAGAUGACACUCCACACCACCCGGGCAGCUGCGCUCCUCUCUUGGGUUAACAGUCUGCGUGUGGCUGACCCAGUAGAAACUGUGCUACAGCUCCAGGACUGCAGCAUCUUCAUCAAGAUCAUUAACAGCGUCCACAACACCGAAGAGGGGCAGCAAAUCCUCCAGCAGCCAGUGCCAGAUAGACUGGACUUUGUGUGCAGUUUUCUGCAGAAAAAUCGAAAACAUCCCUCUUCUACACAAUGCCUGGUGUCUGUGCAGAAAGUGAUGGAGGGCUCUGAGCUGGAACUGGCCAAGAUGCUGCUGCUGCUUUUAUAUCACUCUACCAUGAGCUCCAGAAACCCCUGGGACUGGGAACAGUUUGAAUAUAGGAUUCAGGCUGAGUUAGCUGUCAUCCUGAAGUUUAUGCUGGAUCAUGAGGAUGGGCUAAACCUUACUGAGGACCUAGAGAAUUUCUUGGAGAAAGUUCCUGUCUCUUCCACCUGUUCCAGCACCCUCUCUGAAGAGCUUUCCCCACCCAGCCACCAGGGCAAGAGGGAGGUUCGCUUCCUAGAGCUACAGAGGAUUGCCUCGACUUCCAGUGAGAACAACUUCCUCUCAGGUUCUCCAUCCUCCCCUAUGAGUAACAUCCUGCAGACCCCACAGUUCCAGAUGAGACGGCUGAAGAAGCAGCUGGCCGACGAGAGGAACAACAGGGAUGAGCUAGAGCUGGAGCUGGCUGAGAGCCGCAAGCUCCUCACUGAGAAGGAUGCACAGAUAGCCAUGAUGCAGCAGCGCAUUGACCGCCUGGCUCUGCUGAACGAGAAGCAGGCAGCCAGCCCACUGGAGCCCAGGGAGCUUGAGGAGCUCCGUGGCAAGAACGAGAGUCUCACCAUGCGGUUGCAUGAGACUCUGAAGCAGUGUCAGGACCUGAAGACAGAGAAAAACCAGAUGGACCGCAAGAUCAGUCAGCUUUCUGAGGAGAACGGGGACCUUUCCUUUAAACUUCGUGAGUUUGCAAGUCACUUGCAGCAACUCCAGGGUGCCCUCAAUGACCUGACAGAGGAGCACAGCAAGGCCACUCAGGAAUGGGUGGAGAAGCAGGCCCGUCUGGAGAAGGAGCUCAGCACAGCCCUCCAGGAUAAGAAAUGUCUUGAAGAGAAGAAUGAAAUCCUUCAGGGAAAGCUUUCCCAGCUGGAAGAACGGGCAGAUCAACUGUGUGAGAACCUGACUCAGGAGAAGGGCGAGGUGCUGGGUGAUGCCUUGCAGCUGGAAACCUUGAAGCAAGAAGCAGCCACACUUGCUGCAGACAACACCCAGCUCCAAGCCCGGGUGCAGACCUUGGAGCAUGAACAGGGCCAGCAGGAAGCCCAGCUACUCGCUGAGCGGGGCCGCUUUGAAGAAGAAAAGCAGCAGCUGGCCAGCUUGAUUGCUGACCUGCAGAGCUCCAUCUCCAGCCUCUGCCAGGCCAAGGAGGAGCUGGAGCAGGCCUCACAGGCUCAGGGGGCCCAGCUGACUGCCCACGUGGCCUCUCUAACAGCACUCAAUGCCACCCUGCAGCAGCAGGAUCAAGAGCUGGCCAGCCUGAAAGAGCAAGCCAAAAAGGAGCAGGCUGAGCUGGCACAGACCCUGCAAGAGCAAGAACAGGCCUCGCAAGGCCUCUGUCAGCAGGUGGAGCAGCUGAGCAGCAGCCUGAAACAGAAGGAGCAGCUGCUGGAAGAGGCAGCCAAGGAGCAGGAGGCAGCCAGGCGAGAUCACGCCCAGCAACUGGCCAGUGUUACUGAGGCGCAAGAAGCCUCUCUAAGGGAGAGGGAUGCUGCUCGCCAGCAGCUGGAAGCAAUGGAGAAGGAGAUGGCUGCCAAGCUAGAGAGUCUGCAGAAGCAACUUCAAGCUGCUAAUGAAGCUCGGGACAGUGUGCAGACAUCAGUCACACAAGCCCAGCAGGAGAAAGUAGAGCUCAGCCAAAAAGUAGAGGAACUCCAUUCCUGUGUUGAAGCUGCCCACCAGGAACAGCGUCAGGCCCAGGCCCGGGUGACAGAGUUAGAGGCCCAACUGAAGGCUGAACAGCAAAAAGCAACCGAGAUAGAAAAAGUGGCCCAGGAGAAAGGCCAGCUCCAAGAACAGCUACGGGUCCUUGAGGAGUCCUUGAAAAUCACCAAGGGCAGCCUUGAGGAGGAGAAACGCAAGGCGGCAGAUGCCCUGGAGGAGCAGCAACGCCAUGUCACUGAACUAGAAGCAGAGUCCCGAAGCCUCAUGGAGCAGCGUAAGCAGGAACAGAAGGAGUUAGAGGAAGAGAAGACUGAGCGAAAGGGGCUGGAGGCCCAAUUACAGCAGCUUGGGAAAGCCCAUCAGGCUGAGACUGAAGCCUUGCGGCAGGAGCUUGCAGAGACCACAGCUUCCCAGCAUAGGGCUGAGAGUGAGUGUGAGCGGCUUGUCAAGGAAGUUGCUACCUGGCAAGGGAGGUUUGAAGACAGCCAGCAAGAAGAGGCACGGUAUGGUGCCAUGUUCCAGGAACAGCUGAUGGCUCUGAAGGAGGAGUGUGUAAAGGCCCGCCAGGAGCUUCAGGAGGCAAAAGAGAAGAUGGCAGGAGUAGAGGCCCACAGUGAGCUCCAGAUAGGCCAGCAGCAGACUGAGCUAGCCCAGCUUCAUGCCAACCUGGCCAGAGCCCUUCAGCAGGUCCAGGAGAAGGAAGUCAGAGCCCAGAAGCUGGCAGAUGACCUCUCUACUCUGCAGGAGAAAAUGGCUGCCACUAGCAAGGAGGUGGCCCGGCUGGAGGCCUUGGUGCGCAAAGCAGGUGAACAACAGGAAACAGCCUCCCAUGAGCUAUUCAAAGAGCCACCAAGGGCUAGUGACAGAGAGUCCAAAUGGCUAGAAGAACAGCAGGGACGGCCAUUCUGCAGCACACAGGCAGCACUACAGGCUAUGGAGCGUGAGGCCGAACAAAUGGGCAGCGAACUGGAGAGGCUGAGGGCAGCGCUCAUGGAGAGCCAGGGGCAGCAGCAGGAGGAGCGUGGGCAACAAGAGAGGGAGGUAGCACGGCUGACUCAGGAGCGGGGCCAGGCCCAAGCUGACCUGGCCCAGGAGAAGGCAGCCAAGGCAGAGCUUGAGAUGCGGCUACAGAAUGCCCUCAACGAGCAGCGUGUGGAGUUCGCUGCCCUGCAGGAAGCACUGGCCCAUGCCUUGAAGGAAAAGGAUGGCAAAGACCAGGAGCUGGCCAAGCUUCGUGGACAGGAGGCAGCUCUAAAAUCAGAGCUGAGAGAGCUUCAGCAGGACAUGGAGCAGCUGAAAGCACUUCGGGUCAAGAAAGAAAAAGAGCACCCUGUAGGGGGCGCCAGUGGGGAAGAUACUCUGGGCCCAGGAGCCCAGUUAGAGGCAGUUGGAAAGACAGAGCCUCCAGGCACUGAGCUGGAGACCUUGCAGGCAGAGGUGAGCAAGCUGGAGCAGCAGUGCCGCCGGCAGCAAGAGCAGGUUGAAGGCCUGGCACACAGCUUGGAGUCGGAGCGAGCUUCCCUGGCCGAGAGGGACAAGGCCCUGGAGACGCUGCAGAGCCAGUUAGAGGAGAAGGCUCGGGAGCUGGGGCACAGUCAAGCUGCUUCAGCCUCAGCUCAGAGGGAAUUGACAGCCCUCCGUGCCAAGGCCCAGGACCAUAGCAAGUCUGAGGAGGAAUGGAAGGCCCAGGUAGCCCGGGGCCAGCAGGAGGCUGACAGAAAAAGCAGUCUUAUCAGCAGCUUGGAAGAAGAGGUGUCCAUCCUGAAUCGCCAAGUCCUAGAGAAAGAGGGGGAGAGCAAAGAGUUAAAACGCCUAGUUAUAGCUGAGUCAGAGAAGAGCCAGAAGCUAGAAGAGAGGCUGCGCCUGCUUCAGGCAGAAACAGCCAGCAACAGUGCCAGAGCAGCGGAACGCAGCUCAGCUCUGCGGCAGGAAGUACAGAGCCUCCGGGAGGAGGUGGAGAAACAGCGUGUGGCUUCAGAGAACUUGCGGCAGGAGCUGGCCUCACAGGCCGAGCGAGCUGAAGAACUGGGCCAAGAAUUGAAGGCGUGGCAGGAGAAGUUCUUCCAGAAGGAACAAGCGCUCUCUGCCCUGCAGCUGGAGCACACCAGCACACAGGCCCUGGUGAGCGAGCUGCUGCCUGCCAAGCAUCUCUGCCAGCAGUUGCAGGCUGAGCAGGCAGCUGCGGAGAAGCGCCACCGGGAGGAGCUGGAGCAGAGCAAGCAGGCAGCUGGAGGGCUGCGGGCAGAGCUGAUGAGGGCACAGAGGGAGCUUGGGGAACUAGUGCCGUUGCGACAAAAGGUGGUGGAGCAGGAGCGAGCAGCCCAGCAGCUUCGGGCAGAGAAGGCCAGCUAUGCAGAGCAACUGAGCAUGCUGAAGAAGGCUCAUGGCUUGCUGGCAGAGGAGAACCGGGGGUUGGGAGAGCGGGCCAGCCUUGGCCGGCAGUUCCUGGAAGUGGAGCUGGAUCAGGCCCGUGAGAAGUAUGUCCAGGAGUUAGCAGCUGUGCGUGCUGAUGCUGAGACCCGUCUGGCUGAGAUGCGGCAAGAAGCACAGAGCACAAGCAGGGAGCUGGAGGUGAUGACUGCCAAGUAUGAGGGUGCCAAGGUGAAGGUCCUGGAAGAAAGGCAGCGGUUCCAGGACGAGAGGCAGAAACUCACUGCCCAGGUGGAGCAGCUAGAGGUAUUUCAGAGAGAGCAGACUAAGCAGGUGGAAGAACUGAGUAAGAAACUGGCAGAGUAUGACCAAGCCAGCAAGGUGCAGCAGCAGAAACUGAAGGCUUUCCAGGCCCAGGGAGGUGAGAGCCAGCAGGAGGUCCAGCGCCUCCAGGCACAGCUGAGUGAGCUGCAGGCCCAACUGAGCCAGAAGGAACAGGCCGCUGAGCAUUAUAAGCUGCAGAUGGAGAAAGCCAAGACCCAUUAUGAUGCCAAGAAACAGCAGAACCAAGAGCUGCAGGAACAGCUUCGGGACCUGGAGCAGCUGCAGAAGGAGAACAAGGAGCUGCGGGCUGAAGCUGAACGUCUGGGCCGUGAGCUGCAGCAGGCAGGACUGAAGACCAAGGAGGCUGAACAAGCCUGCCGCCACCUUACUGCCCAGGUGCGCAGCCUGGAGGCACAGGUUGCCCAUGCAGAUCAGCAGCUUCGAGACCUGGGUAAAUUUCAGGUGGCAACUGAUGCCUUAAAGAGCCGUGAGCUCCAGGUCAAACCCCAGCUGGAUUUGAGUAUUGACAGCCUGGAUCUGAGCUGUGAGGAGGGGACACCAUGCAGUGUCACCAGCAAGCUGCCUCGUACCCAGCCAGAUGGCACCAGUGUUCCUGGAGAGCCAGCCUCACCUAUUUCCCAGCGCCUGCCCCGCAAGGUGGAAUCCCUGGAGAGCCUGUACUUCACUCCCAUUCCUGCUCGGGGUCAGCCUCCUCUGGAGAGCAGCUUGGACUCCUUGGGGGACGUCUUCCCCGACUCAGGCCGUAAGACCCGCUCUGCUCGCAGGCGAACCACACAAAUCAUCAACAUUACCAUGACAAAGAAGCUAGAUAUGGAGGAGCCAGACAGUGCUAACUCAUCCUUCUAUAGCACGCAGUCUGCCCCUGCUUCCCAGGCUGUCCUGCGAGCCACCUCUUCUACCCAGUCUCUGGCCCGUCUGGGUUCUCCUGAUGACGGCAACUCAGCUCUGCUUAGUCUGCCUGGCUAUCGGCCUACCACUCGAAGCUCUACUCGUCGCUCCCAGGCCAGGGUGUCCAGUGGGGCCCCACAAGGAAGGAACAGCUUCUACAUGGGCACUUGUCAGGAUGAGCCUGAGCAGCUGGACGACUGGAACCGCAUUGCAGAGUUGCAGCAGCGCAACAGAGUAUGCCCCCCGCACUUGAAGACCUGCUAUCCUCUGGAGUCCAGGCCUUCCCUAAGCCUGGCCACCAUCACCGAUGAGGAGAUGAAAACCGGAGAUCCUCGGGAGACCCUGCGCCGAGCCAGCAUGCAGCCAACCCAGAUUGCUGAGGGUGCUGGCAUUACCACCCGCCAGCAGCGCAAACGGGUCUCCUUAGAGACCCACCAGGGCCCUGGCACCCCUGAGUCCAAGAAGGCUACCAGCUGUUUCCCACGCCCCAUGACUCCCCGGGACCGACAUGAAGGGCGCAAACAAAGCACCACUGAAGCCCAGAAGAAAGCAGCUCCAGCUGUUCUUAAACAGGCUGACCGGCGCCAAUCAAUGGCCUUCAGCAUCCUUAACACACCCAAGAAGCUGGGGAAUAGUCUUCUGCGGCGAGGCAUUUCAAAGAAGACCCCAGCGAAGGCCUCCCCUGGUACCCGCAGUGGAACCCGCCGCUCUCCACGCAUCGCUACCACCACAGCCAGCGCUACAUCUGCUGCUGCCACCCCUCGGACCAAGGGCAAGGCAAAGCAUUAAAGAGCCAGUACCAGUGCGUGGCCCUACCUGUAUCCCCAGCGCUGACCUUGCCUGGUCCUUUUCCUUCUACUGUCCCUCUCAGUGCCUUCUCUCGGCUCUCAGGCCAAUGGUGGCCAGUCCCCCAGACAGUGAUGCCUGCCUGCACCCUGGCCUGGUACCUGGACUUCACUGGUGCCUUCUAGGCACCUUCUCAGAGCUGGCCUGAGAGGCUUGGAGCUUAGACAGUGUCGGUCUUCUCCCUCUCUUGCCUCCUGAAUUUUUUUUCUUGGAGCAAAAUCCACUUCUCCAUCAUAACCAGAUUUGAGGCUGGCUUUUUGUGACUGGCUUUUUGAGCCCAGUCUUCCUUAGCCUCUGGAUCUAGAAGGGACCAUUGGAGAAGCAGGCCUUGGUUCCUGCUAUUCCUGGUGGCUGGGCCUAGCAGGGGCCCUUGCUCUUGAAGCCCAGGACUGGGCAUUACCUGGUGGGAGCCUCUGCUCUAUCUGUUCCCAUCCACCCAAGGGCACAGCUGCCUGGAGGAUGGAUGCUCUUUUCCAGGACAAAUGGGUCCUGGGUCUCAGGGGUGGGGUAGGGGGCAGUCUUCAACGGCAGCUCACACCUCACCUUCCCCAGACUUGCACUGGGGUGGGAUUUGAAAUGAUGGGAAGGUUUUGAAGGGCCGGGGAUGGAUUUUUUUCUAAAUGUUAUUACUUGUAAAUAAAGUCUAUUUUUCUCCCUCGA